Molecule: messenger RNA, 4944 nt
Organism: Pecten maximus
Lineage: Eukaryota; Metazoa; Mollusca; Bivalvia; Pectinida; Pectinidae
Product: sulfite oxidase-like
Exons: 3
Coding region: 99-1844 (581 amino acids)
Cellular component (GO): mitochondrion
Molecular function (GO): heme binding; molybdenum ion binding; oxidoreductase activity
Source: RefSeq, a predicted model, not a curated record
GGUCAGAUAAUAACGUUGUUUUCGUGUGUUUACAGGAUCGCACAGAUCCAGCACGGCAAGGAGGUCAUCUUAGCGGAGAUUUUCUACUGUAACAAAUUAUGGCAACUUUUCGAAUUCUGAGACUCGGGUUACGGAAAUCCACAGUAUCUGUGUACAGAGGACGCUUUCAUCCCACCAUUGCUGCUGUUGUUGUAAACAAGGAUGGAAAAUCCUCGUUAGUGACAAGGCCAUUUACAACGUCAUCAGAUAGCGGACAUCAACAGUCUACAAACUGGAGGAAAUCGGCAGCUUUCUUUGGUGCAGCAGCUGGACUUGUGGGUCUGACGUUAUAUGCCAAGUCCCAGAUAGACGCCCAGCUAGCUUCAUCAUCUGAGGAGCGUGAGGCAGGGUCUCUUGUUUCUGGCCUACCCACCUACACUCUUGAAGAUGUUGGCAAGCAUAAGACAAAGGACACCAGGAUCUGGAUGACCUACAAAAAUGGAGUUUAUGAUGUUACAGAAUUUGUGGCAAACCACCCUGGUGGGAGUAAGAUCCUGCUGGCAGCCGGUGGGGCCAUGGACCCGUUCUGGAACAUGUAUGCAGUGCACAAGAACAAAGAAGUAUUUUCAAUGCUUGAAGAACUUCGUAUAGGAAACAUCACUGAAAUUCCAAAAGAGGAGGAACGGGAUGCAAGCAAUCCAUAUGCUAAUGAUCCAAAACGACACCCUGCCUUACGGCCAAGUUCCUCAACUCCUUUUAAUGCUGAGCCUCCUCUUCAGCUCCUCCCAGACAAUUUUCUUACACCUAAUGACCUCUUCUUUGUACGUAAUCACCUUCCAGUUCCAGAUGUAGAUCCAAAGACAUACAAGUUAGAAGUUGGAAUUGACGGAGCCUCUCGAAAGAAGAAUAUAAAUCUCAAUGAUCUAAAGAAUCGAUUUCAGAAGAAGUCUGUGGCCUCCAUUGUGCAAUGUGCUGGUAAUCGUCGUAGUGAAAUGGUGAAGAUCAAAUCAGUUAAGGGACUAAACUGGGGCGCAGCUGCCAUAAGUAAUGCAGAAUGGGCUGGAGUAUGUCUCGAUGAUGUCCUGAAGUAUUCUGGGAUUGAUAUAGACACUGUCGAUUGUGAUCACAUUAUUUUUGACGGCUUGGAUCAAGACCCAACAGGUUCAACCUAUGGAGCGUCUAUCCCGAUUGAACUAGCUCGUCGUCUGAAGAAGGACAUAAUUGUAGCAUACGAAAUGAAUGGAGAAGAUAUUCCUCGGGACCAUGGCUACCCAGUACGAAUCGUUCUUCCUGGAAUUGUUGGAGCGAGACAGGUAAAAUGGUUGUGCAAAAUAACACUGUCAAAAAAGGAGAGUGAUUGCCAUUGGCAACAGAAGGAUUACAAAGGGUUCCACGCGUCAAUCGACUGGCAUAAUGUUGAUUUCAGUACAGUGCCAGCCAUUCAGGAACUUCCUGUCAACAGCGCCAUCUGUGAGCCAGUUAAUGGAUCGAGUCUAGAAGAAGGUUCAACUGAUGUGACAGUCAAAGGCUAUGCGUGGAGCGGAGGUGGUCGUGGCAUCGUCAGAGUCGACGUGACAACAGACGGGGGAAAGACAUGGCAUUCUGCAGAACUAAAACACCCAGACCAGCCAUUAUACAAGACAUAUGCAUGGACACUAUGGGAAGCGACAGUCCCACUGCCUGCAGACAAGAAGGAUGUUGAGAUUCAAUGCAAGGCUGUUGACUCUUCCUAUAAUGUACAGCCAGAUAACGUCGAUGGAAUCUGGAAUCUAAGGGGUGUUCUUAGUAAUGCUUGGUUCAAGGUCAACGUUCAAGUCCCAGGAGAGAAGGAAGAGGCAAAAAAGAAAAAGACAUCUUGGUGGUAAACAUCUGACAUAAACAUCAAAGGGUCAAUAUCAAAGCAACGCAUGGCCUGUUAGCAGAGUUAUGUGAAUGGCCAGAUUGACAAUGUCCGAAGAGAGUUUUGAUGGAGAGUGAUCAUGUGAUAUUGAUGGUAACAGUUCAACACACCUUAUCAUACUGUUAUUCCUCUCUGAAUGCCUGAAAACAUAAAAACCGCAUAGACACUAUUGAAAGGCCAUAGUCAUAUUUUACGUAAACAAAAAUGCUUGUGUAUAUACAAUGUACAUGUACAUACAUGUAUUAAUGGAUAUGGUCUACUUAUUGUUCGGAAGUCGGAAUUUCCUUGUUGAAUAACAUGUACAUGAUAUACUUGUUUUAAUCUUUGUAUCUUUUGAAUUAACUCAUAUUGAUAAGUUAAUGUAUAUAUUAUUUCAUGGCCUAAAUGAUCGAUAAUUUUAAACUACUCAGUAUUGUCAAUAUGUAAGCUCGUACCUGUUUUUAGUUAUCCAAUUAAAACUUAUGUAUUUGUUAAUGAUAUUUAAUUACUUUCUAGAUAAACAGUAUUUUGACAAGGCAAUGUGCUUUAAUGAAAAAAAAUAUUUAGAAUAAAGGUUUAGUAUUAGUUUGUGAGUGAAGAAUAUUUUUUAGACCCAGUGUCUAUAAAAAUUGUACUUAGCAAGUAAUCAUUUUUUUAACAUUAUUUUUAUGAAAUAUGUAUUCCUUUUCAUCAUAUAUUAAAGUUUUUCUUUAUCAGCAUUAAAAUUGUUAACACCAAGAACAUCCCAUUUGUAUGGACAUGCGUCGUAGGUAGACAAUUAUGUUUUUACGUUAACAUAUAUAUUUAUUAUAUAAAUAACUAAGUCAGCACUUAUUUAUGCUUUGCGUCACAUCAAGGCUACGAUAGUUGUAAUAUUAAAGUAUAGCUAAAACAAGAAACUUUAAAUGAAAAAAACGAAACCAGACACUUUAUGUUAUAUAAUGCUUUUCAAUGCAAUAACAGUAGAAUCAUUUGUAAUGUAUGCAGUUAUGGCCAGACGCAGCUUAUCCUGGUUAAUUUCAGCGGUAUAACUAUAAAUCAAUAUUUGGACAUCAAUGAAGGCAUACCCUAUGUGUUUUUUAUGGAGGUUGUCUUGAUUCAGUAUUUUGUAUGAUGAAAGCAUUAUGCCAAAAUGUGAUUAUGCGUAUUACAGUUUAUGUAUAUGUAUUUUAUUAUUAGAACAAAUAUUUUGAAUAUACUAGUCCAUCAUUGUGCUAAUCUUUGAAAAAAAUAUUAAAAUUGAAAAUGUUCACUUUAUUUAUAAUACAUUUUUGAAACAAGUUGUAUCAACUUAUAUUAAUCACACUUGUUGUGGGAAGAAAAAAAGAAAGAAAGAAACCGGAGUACCCAAGGAAAACCAUCGGGCAGGUAACUCCAUACCUUUUCACAUCCGAUCAGGAAAAUCUAACCUCUACUGCCAAAGUGAAGGGCAAGUGUACUAGUGUUACCACUGUGUCACCCCACCACCCCUAUAUUCAAAAUACUAAGUUUGUUGAUAUUUAAGCAUGCCAAAAAACAAAACUGAAGGUACUAGAAUUCCCAGGGGAAAUGUUGAACAAAAACAAGAAAGAAUUUUUGUUUUUAUAUUGGAUUUUGAAAAAAUAUGAAGUUAGAAUUUUUGUUUUUAUAUUGGAUUUUGAAAAAAUAUGAAGUUAAUAUUUGAGCUUGCCAAAAAAAACGAACCUUACUAGAAUUUUUCAGGGAAAUCUUGAACAAAAGAAAAAAGUUUUCGAUAAGUCUGGUAAUAAAAAAGAUGGUAGGAUUUGUAUUGAGGUUGUAUUUUUUGCGAUAUGUUAGAAAAAUCAUUAUUUUGUGCUAUUUUAACAAAGGUUGAAUAUCGAUUUAUAUAAUGAAUUUAUAUGGCUUACCUAUGUAGAUAACUUAAUGCACUAAAUAAAGAACAUUUUUUGCAUUUUUGUUUACUGGUGAUGUUGCUUAAGAAUAUUGAAAAGAUUUCGAAACUGUAAUUUUUUAAACUAUUUCACCAACAAUUAAAUACUACACUUCAGCAGUGAACAAACUUAGAUUUAUUUACCCGGUAUUGAUGUAAAUAUGUUGUGAAUUAAUAUUCCCAGAAUAUUAAUAUACUGAUUACUGAGUAUGUUGACCUACUAAAGCUUUAUAUGCUUUAACAGUCCCACAUUAACAGGAGACUAUUGAAUUUAAACAAAAGCUGAAUCCCUCACGCCAACAGAACACUGACCUUACAGUCGAUGAGACGAAGCCUUAUUUGCCUAGCAGUAGGUGGAGUCAUGUAGGUGGUAAACCUGUAACUAACUAAAUAAUCACAAGCUCCAUCAGUUGACCAUACUGCAAAUGUUUUGAGUUAAUCGUGGGACAUUCAAUAUCUUUUUGAUUUCAUAAUACCUAGUAGCUUUUAUUUUUGUCAAUAUUGGAUUAUAUUUUUUUUUUUUAUUUUUAAAUUUUAUCUUGAAGUAGAAUCCGGUCCCUGCGUUUACUUUUAAUGAGAAAAGAUUAUUAUUUAUUUUUAAAUGCAUUCUUCACAACUGCUUGUUUUUGUUUUAUUAAAAUUUAUGACUUAUCAUUGGCUAUUGAUUGCCUUUGAUUUUAAAGAUCACAAAGGUCAUUGUCAACUAGAACUGAUGUGGACUGAUGGGUCCUAGAAGGACGAGACAACUGUAGGAGGGAUUUUGAUUAAUUGUGGCCUCAUUAAUGAAUCUGGCCCGAGUUUCCUCUGGCCCUGACACCAUAUACCAGACAUGGUGUCAGGGUCAGAGGAAACUCGGGCUAUAUUGUAUCCAGCUCUUAUAUCCUGUGUGUCAUUGUGCAAUCCUUUGAAAUAACAUGAGCAAUUAAUAAGGUAAUUAGUUAUAGUUAGAUGACAAUAAUGUCAGUCAAAGUUGAAUUACUUUUAAUUUUUAUCCGCUGUAUAAAGAAUUUGUCACCUUUGGUAUGCUUGUCAGACACACAUAUAAGCUUAAAUCACAUUUGCCUGUGCACUCUUCUUACAAAGAGAAAUUUCUGACUGAGAAUAGAUUUAGGAUAUGCUAUUGCUUGAAAAUAAUAUUUGCAAUUGCAUCUACCUAAAAUCCCAAGAAAAAUACAAAAAAAAAAAAUAAAUAAAU